UACGGGUCAUCCCACUCACACACACACACACACACACCUGGUGAGGCGACAUACCUGCUAUCUCCUGUUCCCACGGAUUGAGAGUGUACACCACAGCCGAGCCAUGCACAGGUAGCACCGUCUGUCUUCAAGGUGUAAUUUGUAGUCGAAAGAGAACGAAUAUGCCAGGCCGGCCGCCAUUUUUGCAGGUGCUGGGCGUCGCCAUCUUGUCUUACGUCACACUGACAGCUGGGCAGAUCAGUGGACAGAAUCAGUUACUGGAUCCCAGAAGCCAAAUUAUCCCACUAGACGUCCCUCGGCAGGAGCCCCUGAUCAUCCAUGAGCCGAAGGACGUGGUGUACAACCCCGACGGGGAGAAGAAGUACGCCGUCAUGCAGUGUGCAGCGAUAGGGAAUCCCGAACCCACCUACGAAUGGGAGCGAGACAGCGUCCCGGUUGAAGUUGGUGAGAGAUAUUCCAUAGUCGGUGGUAACCUGACUAUAAUGAACCCCAGUAACUCCACAGACAUCGGCAGUUACAGGUGCACCGCUAUAAACUCUGUGGGGAAGGAGAUCAGUAGAACAGCCACGCUGAAAUUCGCAUUUAUAGGAGAAUGGGACAGAACCGCACGAGACCCAAAGACAGUGAAUGAAGGGAGCCUGCUGUCAAUAACAUGUAACCCGCCUACUGCUCAUCCAGGCCUGAGGUACAGCUGGUACAAAGAUGACAACAUCGUCAUCCCCGAUCACCGCGCGCAUGUAUCUGACCUGACCGGUGACCUGUACCUCGCCUCUGCCCGGGAGUCCGAUGCCGGGUCCUACCGAUGCCGUGCCACGAGCGCCGCACCGAACGCUAACUCCAACGGGAACACGGAAAACCAGUACGGGCCCCCAACCCGUGUUACUGUCACCAAUCAACAAAAUCUGUUUGACACCCAGCCCACCAUGGCCUUCCGAGUGGAGGACGUGACUGUCGUCAGGAAUCCCACUGCGGAGGAGGACGAGGAAUCCUCCGUCACCAUAGAAUGUUUCGCUACUGGAAGACCGAUUCCGACAAUAUCGUGGGAGAGACUAGACGCCCCCCUCCCACCGAAGGCCAGACCCUCCAACUCCAAGUUAGUCAUCACUGACGUCACACAAGAUGAAGCCGGGACGUACAGAUGUACAGCCAGGAACAGCUUAGGAUCUGUGAGCGACGAGGCCAGGAUCAUCUUUAACUCACCUCCGGAGUUUCUUGAUUUCAUUCCGCCUGAAUCCAAGGGAAUUGGAGAACGUGUAAUUUUUCAAUGUCCACCUGUACGGGGAACUCAACCAUUAAGGUACACGUGGUUUGCCGACGACCAGGCCAUCACGAGUGACAUCCGGAUCAAGGUGGGAGCGAGCACGCUAACUAUCAACAACAUCCGGGAGUCUGACCACGGGCGGUACCAGUGUCACGUGCAGAAUGAGUACGGUACAGCACAAGUCUCAGCCGAGCUGUCUGUCAGAGACAUCCGGCCGAGGUUUUACUCGCCCGUGCGAAGUGUGCUGGCAGUGGAGGGAGGUAAGGCGGUGUUACGGUAUAACGCACGCGCCGCGCCCACCCCGACCAUCCAGUGGAAGAAAGGCACCUCGAGCGUACAGCAAGGCAGCAAGUAUAACAUAACGAGUGACGGGUAUCUUGAGAUCAAUGAUAUAUCCAUGAACGAUGCCGGACUGUACACAGUCUCCGUUCUCAACGAUCUGGGCUCUGCAAGUUCGACGGGGGAAGUCAGAGUUGCCCAGGCCACGGUCAUCACGACCAGCCCGUCCGAUACGACAGUUGACGCGGGAGGACUGAAGACUCUCCGGUGUACGGCACGGACGGACCGCCGUCUGGACGUCACCUACACCUGGCUGGUCAACGGCAGAAGACUGGAGGUGAACGACAGCACACAGUACUAUGAGAGGGGCUCGAACGGUGACCUGAUCAUUAAGAACGCGGAUCCCAGUCUGUCAGGUACUUACACCUGUUCAGCUGAAUCAGGUGGUCUGACUGUCCAGGCAUCAUGUACAGUCACUGUCAAAGGUACGGAAACAAGCUAA
Molecule: messenger RNA, 2042 nt
Organism: Branchiostoma belcheri (Belcher's lancelet)
Lineage: Eukaryota; Metazoa; Chordata; Leptocardii; Amphioxiformes; Branchiostomatidae
Product: contactin-2-like
Exons: 14
Coding region: 162-2042 (626 amino acids)
Biological process (GO): dendrite self-avoidance; axon guidance; homophilic cell-cell adhesion
Cellular component (GO): plasma membrane; axon
Molecular function (GO): cell-cell adhesion mediator activity
Source: RefSeq, a predicted model, not a curated record